AUGGCAUCGCUACUGGAAGGCUCAGCUUUUGUGACGGGUGCUGCCUCUGGCAUUGGAGAACACACAGCCUACGCCUUUGCCAAAUACGGCAUCACCAAACUAGCCAUCACAGACGUCAACGUCCAAGGCCUCGACGCCGUAGCAGCCAAUAUCCGCAACCAAUGGCCCGGCGUCGAGGUCAUGGCCCUGGAACUCGACGUCAGCAAGUCCGAGCAAGUCAAGAGCGUGCUGGCGCAAAUCGUAGCGCGGUUCGGCCGGCUGGAUGUUGCCGUCAACAACGCCGGUAUCACGGGCAAGGAGGGAAAAGUGCACGAGCUGGAUGAGGCGAACUGGAGUAAAGUCCUCAGCAUCAACCUGAGCGGCGUUCAUUUCUGCCAGACAGAAGAGCUCCGUAUCAUGAAAGACCAAGAAGAUCUCGGCCCACGACGAGGACGGGGCGCCAUCAUCAACGUAUCAUCGCUGUACGGCCUCAUCAAGCCUCUUUAUCCCAUCUACUACACUGCCUACGCCGCCGCCAAGCACGGUGUCAUUGGUAUCACCAGAGCCGACGCCGUUGCGUACUCGGGCUCCAACAUCCGCAUCAACGCCAUCUGCCCCGGCUACAUCGAGACGCCCAUGAUGGGUGGCGAUGCCUGGAGUAAGAUUGAGAACCACCCGCUACAUGCGCAUGUUAAGGAGACGCCCCUGCGCAGGUUAGGUCAGCCCGAAGAGAUUGCCGACGGCAUUGUGUUUCUGGCGUCGUCACUGAGCAGCUUUGUUAAUGGCUUUGGGUUAGCGGUUGACGGUGGAUAUAGCUGCGUGUGA
Molecule: messenger RNA, 804 nt
Organism: Trichoderma breve
Lineage: Eukaryota; Fungi; Ascomycota; Sordariomycetes; Hypocreales; Hypocreaceae
Product: enoyl-(Acyl carrier protein) reductase domain-containing protein
Exons: 4
Coding region: 1-804 (267 amino acids)
Molecular function (GO): oxidoreductase activity, acting on the CH-OH group of donors, NAD or NADP as acceptor
Source: RefSeq, a predicted model, not a curated record